Molecule: messenger RNA, 825 nt
Organism: Nannochloropsis gaditana CCMP526
Product: hnh endonuclease
Exons: 2
Biological process (GO): DNA repair; replication fork processing
Cellular component (GO): nuclear replication fork
Source: RefSeq, a predicted model, not a curated record
GCGCUUCGACUGCACCCAGAUUCGCCGUCCAUCCACGCGGAAAACGGGGAGGAAAACCCAGAGGAGCUGGCCACCCGCCCCGCUGCCGAGCUCCGGGCCCAUCUCCGUGCCCUGGGUGUGCCUGCCACGGGCCGAACCAAAGCUCAACUCGCUAUCCGCCUCCAUGCCUGUCUGCGUGCGCGGCGGCUGGCAAACUUCCCUUCGCACAGCACGGAUCGCUACAGCGACCGACGGGGAAAAGUCAACAAAGCGGACCUGGCCCGAGGUGACCACGGACGGGCCCUCUGCCGCCUCUGCCAGCAAGAAUGCCCCAAGAAGGCCAAUACGUUCUGCUCGCCCGCCUGCGUGCAUGAACACCGGCUUCGCACGAGCGGCUCCUACGUGAGGAAAUGUCUGCUGGUACGUGACAAGGGACGGUGCGCCCUGUGUACGAUCGACGCGCAUGCCCUCUACUUGCAUGUGCGGCGGACCUGCUGGGCAGCUGGGUGGGGAGGAAAGGGGGAAAAGGCUUUGGGAGGGAUUCAGGCGGUGGUGGACGAAAAAGUGGCGGGCACGAUAUUGGAGGGCAAGGUGAAAGUCCGAGGGCUGAAACAAGGCAAGUGUCAGGUCGGCGAUGGCGUCGGCAAAGCUUGGGUCACGUCCACCGUCUACGGGGCCCAAACGAGGCCACGCCCCCGGCGACCUCGCCGUCCUUUCAAUAGCGGGCUUUUCUGGCACGCCGACCACAUCCUUCCAGUCGUGGAAGGAGGGGGCUUGCGAGGCUUGGAGAAUUUUAGGACCCUACGGCCACAGCGGAGCUGCGACGCAGGCGGCAAGGAGAGAUAG